Uncinocarpus reesii 1704 is the source of this 2451-nucleotide messenger RNA. RefSeq lists its product as uncharacterized. Bases 1 to 2451 code for a protein of 816 amino acids. The transcript is spliced from 4 exons. The record is from RefSeq and is a predicted model, not a curated record. Gene Ontology annotation, cellular component: U1 snRNP; U2-type prespliceosome. NCBI's taxonomy places the organism in Eukaryota, Fungi, Ascomycota, Eurotiomycetes, Onygenales, Onygenaceae. Gene Ontology annotation, molecular function: protein binding; RNA binding. Gene Ontology annotation, biological process: mRNA cis splicing, via spliceosome.
AUGGAUACCAUGGGCUCCAAUCCCGUAUCAGCUUUUCCACUGUGGCAGGAGGCUCGGAAUGCGGACGGGCGAGUCUAUUACUACAAUGUCCAAACCAAGGCUACCCAAUGGGCCAAACCGUUCGAGCUUAUGACCUCGCAGGAACGCGCCCUGGCUAAUCAGCCAUGGAAAGAGUAUACCGCCGAAGGGGGCCGAAAAUACUGGUACAACACGGAGACAAAGAAGAGCUCUUGGGAAAUGCCUGAUAUUUAUAAGAAUGCCCUUUCCAAGGGGCAAGAUCUAGGAAGACUAACGCCCGGAACAGCUGAUUUCGUCGCUGGUGGUGUAACAACUCUGAGUGCAUACCCGCCACACCGGGACCGUGCCGACCAUGAGCGCAAUAUUGGCGAACGUCGAACCUUAUAUGGUACAGCUGAAAUGAACGGCACUGUUGGUUCUCAGCACGCCGAACUGGAUUAUCCCACAUUUGAAGAUGCAGAAGCCGCUUUUAUGAAACUCCUUAAACGGCAUGGCGUACAAGCGGAUUGGAAUUGGGAACAAGCGAUGCGUGUCGUGAUCAGGGACCCUCAAUACCGUGCUUUAAAAGAUCCGCGAGACCGUAAGGCUGCAUUCGAGAAAUAUGUGGUUGAAGCCCUCACCCAAGAAAAAGACCGCGCAAAGGAAAGACUGGCCAAAUUAAGAACAGAUUUUGGUACUAUGCUGCGAAGACAUCCAGAAAUCAAACAUUAUAGUCGAUGGAAAACCAUCUACCCUAUCAUCCAAUGUGAAACAAUUUUCAGAUCUACAAGCGAUGAGAAUGAGCGGCGCCAAUUUUUCGAAGAGUAUAUAUUGGAACUUAAGAAGGAUACUGCAGAAGCGGAAGCUAACAUGCGGAAAAUCUCAAAGGAGAAUCUUGCUGGGAUCCUACGAGGUUUGGACUUGGAACCAUACACACGUUGGUCGGAGGCGCGGGAUCUGAUUUAUUCAAAUGGGCAAAUCCAAAGCGAAUUACAGUCAAAAAUCUUGACACAGUCAGAUAUCCUCAUAGCUUUCGAAAACCAUAUAAAACUUCUGGAACGAACAUUCAACGAUGCAAAGCAGCAACAAAAAGCGAAUAAAAUGCGGAGGGAGCGUCAAAACAGAGAUAAUUUUGUGGACUUGUUACGAGAUUUUAGGAAUCAAGGUAAAAUCAAGGCUGGCAGCAAAUGGAUGGAUCUUUUCCCACUUAUUCAAGAGGACAUCCGGUACAAACAUAUGCUCGGCCAACCUGGCUCCACCCCACUGGAUCUGUUUUGGGACGUGGUAGAAGAGGAAGAGCGGUCAUUGAGAGCUCCACGAAACGAUGUCCUUGAUGUCCUAGACGACAAACGUUAUGAACUUACAUUAAAGACGACCUUCGAUGAAUUUGCUCUUAUCAUGAAAGCUGACCGCCGCACAGAAAGAAUUGAUCACGAAACACUUCAGCUUAUUUUCAAUCGCCUUCGAGAAAAAGUGGUUCGGAGAACAGAGGAUGAGAAACAUGCGGCGAGUCGUCAUCAACGCCGCGCUGUAGAUGCGUUGCGGUCAAGGAUCAAGCGUCUCGACCCGCCUAUUCGGGUUUCGGAUACAUGGGAACAAGUGAAGCAAAGGGUUGAAAAGACUGAGGAGUAUCAUGCUGUCGACAAUGAGGAAUUACGCUGCUCAGCAUUUGACAAGGCUGUUCGUCGCCUUAAAGAAAAGGAAGAGGAUGCCGAGAGAGACCGUGAAGCAAGCGACCGUGACCGCCGUGAGGCUUAUGACCGCUUUGAUCGCUUGGACCGUUCGGAGCGUGGCCACCGCAGUACCCAUGCCACUUACCGGGCCGAAAGAAGAGCCACGAGCCGUUUGAGCCGUACACCGGAACCGGAUGCUUACGAAGCUGAUCGCCGGAAGGCACAGGCAGAUCGCGAGAGAUCCUAUCGAAAAGCCAGUGGACUUUCGCCGGUUCCCACGUCACACCGGGAGAAGGAUAGGGAUAGAGAACGAGGCCGGGGCCGGGGCAGGGAUCGGGAUCGAGAACGAGAACGAGAGCGUGAAAGGCCAAGUAGUCGCCACGUUGGUCAUUAUGAUCGAGAGCGCCGUGACUGGGAAGAAGAGCGUGAAAAGCUAUAUCCAAGCCGUGCCGACCCGAGAAGUAGCCGUGAGGAACUUGAUUAUGGCGUUGAAGAGGUUUCCCGGAGCACAUCCAGUCAAAUGGUCGGUGAACGGCGGCGACGUCGAGAUAGUGAAACUGAGAGUGUGGGAAGUCGUGGCGCAAAACGCUACAGGCGAGAUGGCAGGGAUCCUGACCGCAUGGCUGAUCGGCCUAGAAGGGACAAGGAAAGCCAAAGGCUACUUACUAAAGGCUCAUGCAUGGAUAUUGCGUCCGAGAAUUCAAAUACUGAAUGUUUCCGUGGCAAAGAAAAUCCAGCCGUUCACUCAGGUAGUGAAGAAGGUGAAAUCGAGGAGGAUUGA